This is a messenger RNA of Lentinula edodes (shiitake mushroom), 1939 nucleotides long. RefSeq lists its product as uncharacterized. NCBI's taxonomy places the organism in Eukaryota, Fungi, Basidiomycota, Agaricomycetes, Agaricales, Omphalotaceae. The transcript has 2 exons. Bases 96 to 1910 code for a protein of 604 amino acids. The record is from RefSeq and is a predicted model, not a curated record.
AUCCUAUAUAUUAUCCCCCCAUAGUACAUAUGAUACCAAAAGUUGUAGUAGCGUGUUGCUUAUGUACUUAGUACCACUCUUGAACUGAAACCAGCAUGGUAUCUUCCUGGGAUCUGAUGCACUCUCCAUUCGCUUCGGUAAUGGGGAUAAAUCAUGUACCAUCUAUGGGUGAAAUGCUCAGAUUGAAAGCUUUACUCGCUGUGCCUCGUACAGAGCUCAAUCGAUUAGAAAUGGAGAUCGCUCAAACACAGUCGGUGUUGGAUGGUCUCUUACGCCAAAAAGAGAAAAUAAAGAGCUAUAUUGAAGCUCAUCAAGCUUUGAUGUCUCCAAUACGCCAGAUUCCAUCCGAAACGCUCGCAGAUAUAUUCGUUUGGUGCUUACCAGCAGAUAGAAACGCGGUUCGAAGUCUGAAGGAGGCGCCUUUACUUCUGACCACGAUAUGUCGGAAUUGGAGACAAGUUGCACUUGAUACACCUCGACUUUGGACCUCUUUACAUAUAUUCCUCCCCCCGUCCCUGAGCGACAUUGCUGUUUCUAAACGUGCAAUAGGAGUCAAGACAUGGCUGCAGCGUUCAGGUUCACUCCCACUCUCUAUCUCUUUUCAUGUAAAACCACAGUUCGGUGCCCCUCCUACUACUACAACCACCACGAUGGAUUUUUCCGACAGAUUGAAGCUGUUGAUUCGUACUCUUGUCCCCUUUGGUCACCGGUUCGGUAACCUCUUCCUGUCGCUGCCCUCUACAGAACUGGGAGCAUUUAAUGACUUAUCGAUGUGCCAAUUUCCAAUCCUGCAAUCAUUCCGCGUGCGAGAUGCCAACGUCUUCUGCGGAUCUUUCUAUGCUCCUGGCCCUUGGAACGAUGGGCCAAGCUCGGAGAAUGGGUCUAGGGCCCCCUUUGCACCACUCCUCACUCAGAUGCCAGCUUUGAAGCGACUUGAGGUUGCGGAGAUCAGUGUUAGAGAUGGUGGUCACCUCACUCUACCGCUUAAUUGGGGUCUUUUAACUGAUCUUAACCUGCAAAAUGGCGAUUCAACCACUGAUCAGUGCCACGGAGUGAGGGUCAUUGAAGCAUUUGAUAUUCUUAGGAAGACAUCUAGUUUGCAAAAUCUACAAAUUUGCAUUGUGUUAAUGCUGGACCACCCUUUUGAUAGUACUUCAACAGGGAUGAUACAUCUUCCCCAUCUUGGCUCAAUGCGAAUCAAAUUUAUGCCUUUUCAACCUGAUGAUCAGAGUAUUCCUGCUCAAGUAUCUUCCGUGUUUCAGUACAUCUCCCCACCCUCGCUGAAGCUACUCUCUGUUUCCUGGACCAAUCCUUUCCCAAUGGGUUCAGCAUUGAGCGAAAUACCAUUCCCUACUCUGGAAACACUUGAGAUAGCCAUGGAAAUGACACCCGGGGCGCUAACUGGAUGGCUUUCUAGCGUCCCAGAGCUGACUUCGUUCAAAUUUGAGGAUCUGGGAUGUCCAGCCGGAGCGGAAAGUUUGUUCGCUUUUACCAGUACUUUUCGUAACUCGCAUUUCUUCGCUCUUACCCCCUCUCAUGAUAAUCCUUCUCCGCUAUGUCCGAAGCUGACCUCAUUUCGAAUGAUCAAUCAUCUCUUCCCUACAGAAACUAGGAUCUCGAGCUCAGCUUUGCUUGGGUUUGUACAGGCUCGCGCACCCACACUCAAGACUUUCGAUUUAUUCUUUGACCGGGACCAAUCAUUUGCGGAAAAUGACUUGAUUGAACUGCGGAAGCUGAAGAAAAAUGGCUUUCAGAUGCGUUUGCAUUAUGCAAUAUAUCCCUUACACGAGGAGGAGGACUUACCUUCGGAUGGACUUCACCCUCGGCCUAAUCCCCAACCGCCGUUCAUAGCCAAACGAAAUCAAAUGUCGGAUAUGGAGGGGGUUUUCGGUACUGAUCGUGUAGUAUAAUAUGCAGACUUGCAUAGUGUAACGAGUUU